UUCGUCUGUUUGGGUUGAGUUAUCGGCGAAGCAACACGUGUUUCGCGCUUCUCACGAGAAAAACACCGUUAUGCUCAACACUUUGUGGCGAAAAUCAAAGCAUUUUAUCGGAUAUCGUGCGAGUUUAUAGUUCGCUUGAAUUGUGUUUUUGUGGUCGCAGUAUUCAUUUGUUGCGUGUUAAAUAUGGAUUCGUGCCUUGGACUUCAUUAUGGUUGAUUGUUCUUGGGGAUGUACCUCAUAAUCUACGAAGCAAAAAUGUUGGAAGUUCCUGAAGCAACAAGCGACAACAUAUCCGAGGCCAGUUUCGUCACAAGCAUAGAGGAGGCUGCAAGGAUAGACCAAUGCACACAGACGCCACCCAGCGGAAAAGUGAAGGCUAAGCUGCAAAGAUUCAACACCAGUGACCACAUUUACGACAGACAUAGGCCAUACAGAACAAAGCAAGAACUGCGACCCAAGAGUUUGGGACUGUGCGAGUCAUAUCCGAUCUUUGGGAAACCACCGAGCUAUGACGGGAGUCACGUUAACAGAUUAAAAUCGACUACAGAAAGCCCGACAAUAUCAGUGACCGCUCCCCACAGCCUCGAGUACGAUUGUAACAAAGGCAGUAGCACACCCAAUGGAAGUAUAACGCCCAAUAUGCUGGCCAGCAAAUCUGCGGCGACUGUGCUGCUAAGCCCUGGUUACAUGCCAUGCCAGUGCAACCAGUCCAUUAGAAGUGUAAGCGAAGUGGCCCUAGCGAUGCCUGUAAAUAACUGGAACGAUGAGGCGCUGGCGCCUGGGUCGCCAGACGGAUUGUCCUGGCGAAGACUACAUAUGUCCAGAGCAAAACUGAAAGCCACAGCCACGACGUCCGAAUUGUUGUCUGGUUUUGCAAUGGUAGCAAUGGUGGAACUACAAAUAAACGAACCGACCAAUGUACCAGAGUGGCUAUUCGUUAUGUUCGCGGUGUGUACAACAGUAUUAGUUGCUGUACAUAUCUUCGCUUUGAUGAUAUCCACGUAUCUAUUACCCAAUAUCGACGCAGUGAGCAAAAUGGAGCCAGGGUGUCCGUCAAGGGCGCUGCGGGAGUCUCCACACGAACGAAUGAGGGGUUUCAUUGAGCUGGCUUGGGCGUUUAGUACUGUUUUAGGUCUCUUUCUGUUUCUGGUGGAAAUAGCUAUUCUCUGCUGGGUUAAAUUCUGGGACUAUUCGUUCGCAGCCGCCACCGCAGCCACUGUUAUUGUUAUACCAGUUUUAAUAGUGUUCGUGGCAUUCGCGAUACACUUCUACCAUUCCCUGGUUGUGCAGAAAUGCGAAACGUCCGUCCAAGAUAUAAAACAGCUGGAAAAUAUGAAGAGAGACCUCGACACUGCCACUGUUAAGGUCAACAUGUACCCCUGAAGCCAUUUGUGAUUAUCGACCUUUUUUAAAUGUAUAAAAAAAUAUUCGUUAACUUUUUCAAAAUUAAAACGUUUGAACCCUUUAUGUUAAAAAAAUCAAUUAUUAAAUUAUGUAUGCAGCCAAGAUUAGGUACCAACAAUGGGUUUCAAAGACUAUAUUGUAUGCAAAUGUUUUAUGGAGAAUUGGACAUUUUUAGAUGGCUCUUAAAAACCUCUGUAUCUGACUCGAUAAAUUCUAAAACAACGACAAAACGAAUAUUUAUAAUCUAUAGUUAAGUUUUAUUUACUAUUCAACAAAUGAACACUACCGUUAACUAAACUAUAAAUUCUGGCUGGCCAUUGACCAAUUAAAAACAAGUGACAGUCGCUUUUCAACUAUUCUUUGUCAAAUAUUUGUAUGAAACUUAGUUUUACGCGACCAUUGAUAGUUUCAUGUGUAGUAUUAUCUGUUUAAUACUUAAUUAAACUCACGAUACUACACAUUCUUACCAUCCUUGAGAACAAUUUUGUACCGGCCACAUUUAUUAAGACCCAAGCAAAUUAUUCUAAACUUAGCCUCUACAAAAUGAAGGAUAUAACGCCCUCUAGUGCUUUUUAAAUAUAUUUUUAAGUUUUGCAGAGCUCAAUUAAGGUUCUGAUCAAUGUAUAAUAACUUGCUUAUAUGUUCAAAAAUGGGCGGUAUCUUGCCCUGUAUGACUGUCCAUAUUGUGAUAAGUAUUUUAGUUAAAAAAGGACCAAUGUAAUAAAAUUCCCUAUCAGUAUUCAUAUUGAUAAGCAUUAAUUUAAUUGUGAUAGGACAAUUUUAACUUAAUAAAAUAUUUUCUAUAAAG
Messenger RNA from Pieris napi, 2212 nucleotides. Its product is annotated as calcium release-activated calcium channel protein 1-like. The transcript has 8 exons. NCBI's taxonomy places the organism in Eukaryota, Metazoa, Arthropoda, Insecta, Lepidoptera, Pieridae. Gene Ontology annotation, molecular function: store-operated calcium channel activity. Gene Ontology annotation, cellular component: membrane. The coding region runs from base 229 to 1383 and encodes 384 amino acids. The record is from RefSeq and is a predicted model, not a curated record. Gene Ontology annotation, biological process: store-operated calcium entry.